UUAAAUGGAACUUUCUUCACACUUGUUUCAGGUGACUGGAAUGUGGCUCGCAAUAAACCAACGACUCUCAGUUCAGUCCAAUGGGACGGUAUUUCCUCUAGAGCGGUAGAUGGCAAUGUUAAUCCUGACUAUAACCAGGGGGAGAGUUGUGCGCACUCUGAUGAAACACUGGGACCGGAAAAUAAAUGGUUGUGUGUUGAUCUAGAGGAGAGUUUUUUUAUCAGAAACAUUAAAAUAUUUAACAGAAAUGCUUAUGAAAGCCGACUGGAUGGGUUUGAGAUUAGGUUGAGUUCUAGUGGUGGGUGUGAUAGUGCCGGAUUUACAUCAGCUACGCAAUGCUAUAAAGACGACAAAACAUCACCAGGAAAGCCAGUGUAUACCAUAGAGAGAUGUAAUGUAGAAGGUGUACCAUCAUUUGCUGGCAGAUAUGUAUUUAUAUCCGUUGGAAAAAAUCACAACUCUCAACCUGCAAUAUUGACCAUAUGUGAAUUACAAAUAUUUACAGAAAAUUGUCCUGUUGGCUAUUACGGUACCAACUGUCAAAUUAGUUGUCCACAAAAUUGCCUCAACAAGGAAUGUGAGAAAGUUAGAGGAGGUUGUUCGAAGGGUUGUUUGGAUGGUUACUAUGGCGAUUACUGCGAGUCGUCAUGCAACAUCCUGUGUAUCACCAAUUGUAAGGAUAAUAAGUGUGAUUGGAAAACAGGGAUAUGUAAGGGAUGUGAAGAUGGUUUCUAUGGGGAAUCCUGUAAUUACCCGUGUUCUACGUGUAAAGAUUCAUGUCGACAAUCAGAUGGCAUUUGUUUGACUGGUUGCACACCGGGAUAUUGGGGAAUUAAUGGUAUGUGUCUUCACGAAUGCCCCGAGUCCUGUGGUACAAAUGGCUGUAAAAUGAAUAAUGUUACCUGUAACGAUGAGUUGGCCAAGGCAUUAAACUGAUAACAUUGCCCAGACAAUAAAAAAAAGACCUGAUAUGAAUAUCAAUUAAAUAUACUAAGCAAUUUCUAAUACCCAGCCUUUUAGCAGUUUUCAUUCACACUUUUCACCAAAUUCCUUUACAUCGCAAAGGAUAGAUUCAUUUUGAAUAUUGCCUUUUCUC
Molecule: messenger RNA, 1096 nt
Organism: Patella vulgata (common limpet)
Lineage: Eukaryota; Metazoa; Mollusca; Gastropoda; Patellidae
Product: multiple epidermal growth factor-like domains protein 10
Exons: 4
Source: RefSeq, a predicted model, not a curated record